Messenger RNA from Saprolegnia diclina VS20, 1485 nucleotides. RefSeq lists its product as hypothetical. The coding region runs from base 24 to 1418 and encodes 464 amino acids. The record is from RefSeq and is a predicted model, not a curated record. The transcript has a single exon. Lineage: Eukaryota; Oomycota; Saprolegniomycetes; Saprolegniales; Saprolegniaceae.
CGUACUCGACACUUUCAUUUUGGAUGGCAAAGCGCGUACAACGAGCGGCGACGCACUGGACGCUGUCGUCGAUCGUGCUGCACGUGGCUCGCUACGUGUAUGUGCAGGCAGAUGUCGUCGCCUUUCUUCGUGCACUGGCGUCGUACGCCCACGAUGAGCAUCUUCGCGCCCUCCUGACGCUCUUGGAAGCCAAGCCGGGGCUGUGGCCGCGCGCUGAUGUCGAUGACUUGAGCGCGAUGCAUCGACCGACUGUGCUCCAAGCGCUCCCCGCGCUCUGCAAAAUCUACGCGCAUCAAAGUGUCGGAGCCGACUUUUGCCACGGCACACCGCUGCCGCCGACGGCCGACGUCCAUGCGUAUGCCACGGACGUCUACCAACUCGGCGCGGACUUUGGCCCGUGGGUCCCCAACAUUGUGAAAUUGCACACGGGCGUCCACUGCGAUACGGCGCCGCUGGAUGUGCCGCGGCUGCAACCAGUGCUGGCGUCGUGUCCGAAGCUCUUGGUGCUCAGCAUCAAGUUUGCCGACGCUGUCGACAAAGCGACAAUGGAUACGCUCCUAGCCGCGGUCGUCGCCGCGUGCCCGCGCCUCUCCAAACUGCGCUUCCAGGCCGUGCCGUUCGUUCUCGAAAGCUGCGAGAGCCUCCUCACUUGGGUGAAGCGACCACGGGCUCGGACGCUCCGUCUCACUGGCGUCGACUUUUCCGCAGCCGCGGCCACAACCUUGGCGCGUGCGCUCCUCUCGUCACCGACGCUACGUUCUGUCGCGCUUGAGCAUACGAAGAACCUCUCGCAGGCGCUUCUCGACCCAUCGACAUUGCCCCUCGAGGGGCACCUGCGCCACUUGGUGAUCAACGCCAACCAUGUUGCCAUGGACGCAACAUUUCCGGUCUCGCUGACCACGAUGGAUGUCCGGUGUGCCACGUUGAUUGACAUCGUACCCCCGAGAUUGCCCGAGUACAUCAGCUUCUUUCGGGUCAAGAUGUCUGACGCUGCGUUUACGAUGCUCUGCGGCAUCCUUGGGUCGUCGAAAACACUCGCCCGACUCGAUGUUGCCCACGCCGAAUUGCGCCCCAACCAAGUCGCCAAGCUCAUCAAAACGCUGCCGCUCUGGCUGAAUCGCCAAAACCACGCGUGCGCCGUGCGGCUGGGCGUGACGAGUGCGCUCGACGUCGAGCGUCUCAUCACCGCCAUGACCCGCAUGCGCAUUCUCCACAAGGUCAAGAUCGAGCUGUACGACAACGAAGCGCUCAAUAAAGCGGCGUGCAAGCGCCUCGUCACAGCGCUUUGGGCCACUUCGUCGGUGGCACUGCGCUUCGAGUCCCUGUUCUGGGAUCCAACUGUCGAAAUCGACUUGCAGGCACAUGCCACGCGGUGCAACGUGCGUCAUUCGGAUGGCUGGUACCGCUUGCCACUGUAGAUACUGCAGGGUACAUGAAGUAAGCCACAUCAUGGUCGUUUCCUACAUAUUUUUUUCACAUUUUGCC